AUGUUUAUCACCAUACAACUACUUAAACUUGGCGGAGGCUCUCAUGCACUUGCAGCGGCCAGGCUCCCGGUGUCCAAUCAGGCGAGCAGUACGGGUGUACCGAGGCGUCCACUCAGGGGCGAGACAGCGAUUGAGGAGACACAGGCACCUCCAACUUUGCGGACGUAA
Pyricularia oryzae 70-15 is the source of this 168-nucleotide messenger RNA. RefSeq lists its product as uncharacterized. Bases 1 to 168 code for a protein of 55 amino acids. The record is from RefSeq and is a predicted model, not a curated record. NCBI's taxonomy places the organism in Eukaryota, Fungi, Ascomycota, Sordariomycetes, Magnaporthales, Pyriculariaceae. The transcript has 2 exons.